This is a messenger RNA of Lotus japonicus, 1498 nucleotides long. RefSeq lists its product as uncharacterized. The transcript is spliced from 2 exons. The record is from RefSeq and is a predicted model, not a curated record. Lineage: Eukaryota; Viridiplantae; Streptophyta; Magnoliopsida; Fabales; Fabaceae. The coding region runs from base 476 to 1498 and encodes 340 amino acids.
UCUAUUUUUAUAUCACUAUCUUCUAUUCUUAUUUCUCUAUCUUUUCUCUCUUUUAUUUUAUUUUGCUAUCUUUUUUAUCUUCUUUUCCUUCUUUAUUAUUCUUAUUAUUAUUAUUACUAGAUUUUCUUUUUACUAACUCUUUUUUUCUUUUAUUUUUGCUGGUUUCGUUCAAUUUUUUUUUCUUACCAGAUUCUUUUUUUUUUCUUUUGUUACUAACAUUUUUUUUUUGUCUUUCAGGUCCCGUUUAAUUUUUUUUUUCACUAACAUAUUUUCUUCUUCUUUUUUUUUCGUUACUUUCAGUUUUUUUUUUCUUCUUCUUCCAUUGGUAUUACUCCAAUUCUAUUAGAUUCUGUUCUUUUACGUUUUUGUUUUCUUCGUUAGAUUUUUUUGUUUUUGUUUACUAUUUUCUUUCUGGUGAAAAAAAAAUAAACAGAACACGAGUGUUACUGUGUUAGUCUGUAGAAUUUUUGCAGUGAUGGAAGCUAAACUUGAUAAGCUAGAAGCCAAACUCGACGAGAUACAAUUUUCUGUUACACAAAUGUUGCUCAAGAGCUAUCAACAACAGUUUGAGUCACCUCAAUGUUAUCCACAAGAGAAUUUUGAAAAUAUUUGGUGUGACCCACCUUGCUAUCAUCCACAAGGGCAAUUCCAGCAGCCUAUUUAUUCACCACCAUGCUACUAUCCGCAAGAGGAAUUUCAAUAUCCAUUUCAUGAUCCACAUCAUUCACAAGAGGAAUUUCAUCAACCUUGGAAUGAUCCACCCGAAUUUCUGGAAGACAUUUCAAAGCAAUAUGAAGCAAACCAAGCCCAGUUUCAACAACCUCGACACGAGGAACCUUCCAUAUUGCAAGAAAUUCAAGACAUGUUGAACCAAAUGUUUGCAAAUCUCAAUGCAAAUGCUGAUCAACACCUGCAAGAUACUGCAAAUUUACAAGCUCCAGUUAACGAGCUAGUUGCUCGCACUCCCACAUUGCAACAUGAAGCUGAUGCAGAGAUUGAUGAUGAAGUUAAUCCUUGUGAUGAUACUCAUCUUGAUGCUAAGACUAAUGGUUCUAGUGAUGUUAGUGAGUUUGCAGUUGAUUUUGCUUCUGAUGCUGAUUCUAAUGAUGAAGCCAACCAACAAGAAAUACAUCUCCCUCUUCCACAAAGAACUUAUGAGAAUGAGAAGAUGUAUCAUGGUGAAGAAGAAAAUAAGUUGUUGGAUGAUUUCAAGAAGUGUUUUGCAAGGGAUGAAGUUAAGAAGAUGGAUGUAGAACGUGGAUCUAAAUUAGCAAUAUUUUCACAUAAGCCGCUUUUAAUUAAUCUAGACAUUUUUGAAAAAGUCGUGCUUAUUGGAGACUCUGUUGAUUGCAAGAAGUCAAUUUCCAUGGAGGAAUAUGUUUUGAAACCUCUACCGAAGUCGGACGGAAUUGACAAGAUUGUUAAGCUUGCAAAAUUAAGAUGGUUUAACAGUGUGGUUAACAUAUGGAUUUGUCUUGAUAUUUCUGCUUCUUUUUGA